Messenger RNA from Egretta garzetta (little egret), 792 nucleotides. Its product is annotated as coagulation factor X-like. Gene Ontology annotation, molecular function: serine-type endopeptidase activity. The record is from RefSeq and is a predicted model, not a curated record. Gene Ontology annotation, biological process: proteolysis. NCBI's taxonomy places the organism in Eukaryota, Metazoa, Chordata, Aves, Pelecaniformes, Ardeidae.
AUGGCUGCUCUGGCAACCAUGCCAAAUGCGUGCAAGGGCAACAGCAGGAACUGUGAGCAGUUCUGCAAACCUGCAGACAAAGGAGCCAUAUGUCCCUGCUCUGCUGGCUAUGCCCUGGGCAAUGACAACAAAACGUGUGUUCCUGUAGGAACCACAGUGAGUCCAUAUGCUCAUCCUCAUGAAAAUGAGGAAACGACCAAGACCUCAAGCAGCCAUCCAGAGGUCACCAGGGAGGCUGCCAAUGAUGGACAAGGUGAUGGUGGACAAGGAAAGGAAGAGCCAAACAGAGCAAUGCACAGAGCAGAAAAAUUAAUUGCACAUGCUGAAUUUGAUACAGAAACUUUCAACAACGACAUAGUCCUUCUCAACUUAGAGGAACCUAUCACAUUUUCUGAGGAUGUUGUCCCAGCAUGCCUUCCAGAAGAAGACUUUGCUACUGACAUUCUGAUGAACCAGACAUUUGGAAUUGUCAGUGAUUUUGGGAACACAUUUGAUUGUGCAUGGCCGGUCAAAAGAAUUAAAAUGCUUCAAAUCCCUUCUUAUGUGGGCAGGGACACCUGCAAGCUCACCCUUCUUAGAAAGAAAACCAAAGAUAUGUUCUGUGAUGGUUAUGAUAAAGAUGAUGGAGGAGAUGGAGGAGUCCCCCAUGUAACCAAAUACAAUGGCACUUAUUUUGUUACUGGUAUCAUCAGCUGGGGAGAAGGGUGCGGAAAGUGAGGGAAAUAUGGAGUAUACACCAACUUAUCUAAGUUCCUACCCUGGGUAAGGAGUGUUUUGACAGAAAACUCUUAA